CGAUACCUUGCCUACUACCAACUUUGCUAAAUCAACGACAAACAAAUAUUUCCUUCCGACCCUACUUUUUUUCUUUCCUUUUUCCAUUUUCCUUACAUUUCCUUCAGUCAUCUGGGCAUUCAAGCAGAAAAAAUUGUUGCAACCUUUUGGUAAUUUUGUGAUUCCUUGUAACCAAGAAGGGGAAAAAAGGAAAUACAAGGGGAAGGAAGCACCCCCUCUAUUUUCCUCCCCUCUCGCUCGCAUCCGGCGACAAGACCCAGGAAACAACGAUAAAGCAGCCUUACCAAUGGCUCCGCCAAUAUCUUCCACCAAAGCGGAGGACUCGACAUCAGCAGGGCUAGCUUCUGGGAUACUCGUCUGCCCACUGGAUGUUAUCAAGACAAAGUUACAGGCCCAAGGGGGAUUCUCGGGAAUGGUUGAUCGGGCGACGAUGGGAGAAAGGGUUCUUGCUUAUAGGGGACUUAUGGGAACAGCUAGGACAAUUUGGGCGGAAGAGGGCGUUAGGGGAAUGUAUCGUGGAUUGGGGCCCUUGAUUCUGGGAUAUCUUCCUACAUGGACAGUCUAUUUCACCGUCUACGAGAAGUCAAAAGUCGUUAUUGCAGAUCAAUUCGGAGGUGCAAGUUGGCUCACCCAUAUCCUAUCUGCAAUGGUGGCCGGUACUUCGUCAACGCUCGUCACAAAUCCGAUAUGGGUAAUCAAGACCCGUCUCAUGUCGCAAAAUGCAAACAUUCCCUAUCAUUACACCUCCACUCUCGAUGCCGCACGCAAGAUGUACCUUCAUGAAGGUAUCGGGUCAUUCUACUCGGGACUCGCACCAGCAUUGUUAGGACUCUCCCAUGUAGCUGUGCAAUUCCCACUCUACGAGGCUUUCAAGGGGUUCUUCAUCGGAAGGGAACAUCUAGAGAGGGGUUCAAAUGGUUUCACACAUUUCUGGAGUAUUCUCGCUGCUAGCUGUCUAAGUAAAAUAUGCGCUAGCUCAGCAACAUAUCCGCACGAAGUGCUACGCACAAGGCUUCAGACACAAAAGGUAACCCAUAGCGAUGGGGACACGCGCCCUCGCUAUCGCGGCAUCAUCCAUAGUGCCAGGACGGUAUAUCGGGAGGAAGGUUGGAGGGCAUUUUACGCUGGUAUGGGAACGAAUAUGCUCCGUGCGGUUCCCGCUAGCGCCAUGACUCUAAUCACAUAUGAAAGUCUGUUUUCCCUUCUCAUAUCAUAUUCCCUGGCUUGA
Molecule: messenger RNA, 1228 nt
Organism: Tuber melanosporum (Perigord truffle)
Lineage: Eukaryota; Fungi; Ascomycota; Pezizomycetes; Pezizales; Tuberaceae
Exons: 5
Coding region: 287-1228 (313 amino acids)
Biological process (GO): pyrimidine nucleotide import into mitochondrion
Cellular component (GO): mitochondrion
Molecular function (GO): pyrimidine nucleotide transmembrane transporter activity
Source: RefSeq, a predicted model, not a curated record